AUGGGUUGUGGCUGCGCUAAGGCGACGGCGGUGCAGCCCGAGCACCAAGCAGCCAACACCAGGACCGUCCAUGUGGGCUCAGCCUUCAAAGGCCGACCCAGCCUGGCAGAGCUCCGGAAGCUGAACGAGCCAGGCCCUGAUGAGCAGUAUGGCGCCGAGAAGAAGGCCUUUGGCAGCGACCAGGUGUCCGGGCGCGGGCUGCGGUCCGGGGCCAGCUGCCUGCAGGUCCUGGAGAAGCGCUCGGUGCUGGUGGCGGUCCGGGCUCGGCCGCCGAACGAGCGCGAGAAGGCCGCCGCCAGCGCGGAGUGCCUCAGCUUCGAGGCAGAGACAGGCAUCGUGCUGCACCGGGACGAAGAUCGAGACCACCGCUUCGCCUUCGAUUGCAUCAUGCGCCAGACCACGGGCCAGCGCGAGGUCUACGACCGGACCGCGCGGCCGCUGCUGCACAAAGUGCUGGAGGGUUACAACGGCUGCCUCUUCGCCUACGGGCAGACGGGCUCUGGGAAGACCUUCACCAUGCAGGGCGCUGCAGGGGAGGAGGGCAUCAUCCCCACGCUCUGCACGGAACUCUUCCGGGAGAUUCAGGAGGCGGCGGAGCAGCGGCACAUCACGGUGGUCUGCAGCGUGCUGGAGAUCUACAACGAAAAGGUCAAGGAUUUGGCGGCGGAUGCCGCUGGCGAGGACCUGGCGAUCCGCGAGGAUGGCUCCCAAGGUGGCCGCGGUAUUCACGUGGAGGGCCUGAAGGAGAUUCAAGUCCGGAGCUGCGAAGAGGUUCUCGACUGCAUCACCAAGGCGCAGCUGAAACGGUCCGUGGGCAAGACGAACAUGAACGAGCACAGCUCCCGCUCACACUCCGUGGUGACGCUGCGGAUCGGCGCCUGCGACUGCGACGACGUGGAUGCCGCCACGCUCACGGUGUCAAAGCUACACCUCAUUGACCUGGCCGGCAGCGAGCGCCAAAAAACCACAGGCGCCAGCGGCGACAGGUUGAAGGAAGGUGCGCAGAUCAACCUCUCCCUGUCGGCUUUGGGCAAUGUUAUCAAUGCCCUCACUGAGAAGUCUGGAGGCGGUCGGCAUGUGCCCUACCGAGACUCCAAGCUGACCCGUUUGCUGCAAGACUCCUUAGGGGGCAACUCCUACACCGCCAUUAUUUGCAACAUCUCGCCGGCCAAGAUCAACGCGGAGGAGACGUUGUCCAGUCUCCGCUUCGCCGAGCGGGCCAAGAAGAUCGAGAACAAGGCGGUGGUGAACCGGGACCCCAAGGGGGAGCGGAUCUUGGAGCUGAUGCAAGAGAACAAGGCGCUGCGAGCCAAGGUGGCGCGCUUGGAAGCACACGUGGACCGCUCCCUGGCCCUGACUGCGUUGCGGUCCCAGAAUUGGGAGUCUCCGCAUGCAAGGGCGCUGGGUCGCGAGCUGGAGUCGAAGCUCAACGGGGACCUUUUCCCCUCAGUGCGCUUUGCGGAGGUGGACUGCGCUCGAGACAAGGUGCUGUGCAACCAGGAGCAUGCAACGCGCUCAGGAGUCAAUGGGCGCCGGGCGUCCGCUUACAUGCUUCCUUCUCCGUCGCCGUGA
Messenger RNA from Effrenium voratum, 1572 nucleotides. Lineage: Eukaryota; Dinophyceae; Suessiales; Symbiodiniaceae. The record is from the annotation of a GenBank genome assembly.